GUGCGUGUUCAUUGGUGUAUUUUCGGUGCGUUUGUUUACGAACGCUUCUGUUUGUAGAUGCACAUUCGCUACAAAAACGCAAAACUCAGCAUGUACAACAACUCAAAUGGAAACGUUGAGCAUGCAAACACUAGUAAAGAGGACGCUGGACAAUCCGAGAAGAAAAGUGUGAUGAAAAAACAGGAUAAAGUACGAGAUACCGACGGCAAAGCAGCUUUGGAUGAAGAAGCUGUGCAUGAGGAGGAGGAGGUAGAGGAGGAAGAAGAAAUAGAGACAUUGGAACAAAGUCAAGGUGACGCCGAUGAGACAGUUGAAAUGAUCACAGAAACGCUGGAAAAGGAUGACGCGGAAGCUCUGGAUGACGAGGAAGCAGAGGAAGCUGACGUCGGGAAGGUUAAACAGACGAACCAAGAGCUAUCCGAUGCGGAGGACGAUAAAAAGAUCACUAUCGAAAUCCUGAAACCCGGCCACGAUGAAAAAGAGAUGGAGGCAAACGUUUCGCGUGAAGAGAAAGCCUCGGUCGAUCUGGCCAUGUGCAGGGUGUGUAUGGGAACGGGAGAGCUAUCGGAUAUUUUCCAGCUCGAAGGGCCAGCGCGCGUCAGCGAUAUCAUAAUGAAAUUGUGCACCAACGUUCGCAUCACGGCGCGCGAUCAUUUGCCGCACAAGAUAUGUGAAAGGUGUCUGGGACAGGUGCGCAUCGUGAACGAGUUUAAGAAUCGUUGUGAAGCAUCGGAUAAAGAAUUACGAAAGAAUUUGAAACGAAGCGCCAACAAAAGUCGCCGACAAAGCGAUUUCAUUGUGGUGAACUGUCCGAUGUCGGAUUCGGACAAGGAGGACGAUGAGCCGGUCGAUGACGACGAGUAUAAAGUGUCACAGUCGGAAGUGGAAUCGGAACCAGGCACUUCAGAUGACAGUUUUUCGCCACCCAACAAACGGAAACGUACGCCGAAAAGAAGGGGCCGUAUUCCGGGUUCCGGUCGAAGAGGUACGCCGGGUCGAAAGCCCAAGAACAUGGUCACCAGCACUCCAGCGACCCUAGGGACGUUUAAGCGCGGCCCGGGCAGGCCACCGAAGUAUCCGAAAGCUUCUAGCCUAUCGAACAUAGUGUACAUAGAAGCACCGGAUGAUAGUUCCAGUUCGGGCGAGGAAGAGGAGGUGAAACGCAAACGGCGGAAGCGUGGUGACAAUCCGUGUCCAAAGUGCGACGAGGUACUUCCCAGCCAGCUUGCUUUGAAACAGCACCUGAAAACCCAUCCCGGCGAUCGGUUCGAUUGUGACCGUUGCGCACUGUUCUUCAGAACGGAACGCGCUCUCACGAACCACAUUGAACGACACAAAAAGGCGGACAGAAUUCGCGAAGAAAAGCGCAAAGAACGCGAACAGCGCAUGGAGCAGCGUUCUAGGCACACGCCAAAAUCUUCAGACGCAGAUAAAUCGAAGAUGACGACUUCGCAAGGUUCGUCGACGAUGGAAAGAAAGAAGAAGUCAGAAACAUCCGGCGUCAGCAGUGGGAGAGAUCUGUUCAAGUGCGUAGCACCGCUGACGUCCACCUAUUGGAGCGACAGUUUCUCCGACUAAAUGUCCAAACCGUUGAAACGCGCAUAAAUCAUCGAGUAGGAAGUAAACAAUUUUCUAUUGGAGAACGAG
Molecule: messenger RNA, 1647 nt
Organism: Anopheles maculipalpis
Lineage: Eukaryota; Metazoa; Arthropoda; Insecta; Diptera; Culicidae
Exons: 1
Coding region: 58-1578 (506 amino acids)
Cellular component (GO): nucleus
Molecular function (GO): zinc ion binding
Source: RefSeq, a predicted model, not a curated record